CCGAGCCAUGGCCGGACAGCUCGUCCUCCCGGGGAGCAGAGCAUUCCCCGGCCGAGCAUGAGACGGUGGCGAGGCAGACGCGAGGCACAGACCUGUUAACAUUCGGUUCAGGCGCGGGCGAGCGGCUGCGGGGAGAAAACCUUCCCCUUUCAUGGCAGCGGGAGCUGCGGAUGCAGUUUUGAGCUCAAAGGCAAGACGUGCGCUGCUGUAAGGAACAUCCCCUGCCUUUGAGGUUGCUGAAAAGUGCCUUUCCUGAAGCCACCGCUGCUUGGAUUUCUGUCUAGGGCUGCCUCUCUCUGCCCCUCGCCCCCCCUCUCUGUUUAAUUCGGCGUUGCUUGCAGUCCGUGCCCUGACGGCGGCUCCUCCAGCCUUGCCCUUUUUUUUUUUUUUCUCCCCAUUUACACGCAGUUUGCUCAGCCAUUUUAUUUUUUUCCCUUCCCCUGACUAUGUAGCAAAUAUUUAAAAGAAAAGAAGGAAAGAGAGGAAAAAAAAAUCAGACAUCCUUUUGCCUGUUUUCAUGCUCGCGAACCGUAAUUUUUAGAAGCAAGAAAUAGAAGGAAAAAAAAAAACCCGAAGUUUUCUCCCUAAGGACCGAGACCAUUCCACAAACUGAAGUGCUGCCAGCAGCAUAUGCUUUUUGCAAGAAUAAUUGAAACCAUUAACUGGAGAGCACAGAAUUCUUUUGAAAGUCUGCCAGUUAUUUGCAAGUAACUUUGGCAGUGGCACAAAAUAUAACACUUGUAUUUUAACUUCUACAAUUGCACUUUUAGGAGCUGGCCUCUAAUUUGAUUUUCAGUUGUUCUGAUAAGAUUUCUAUUUUAUGAUUGGCUUUAUGUUUAAUUCUUGUUUAAAGAAACACAAUUUGACUUAAAUGAAAACCUAAGUGCUGAUGAAUAGGAGUUCUACCAAAGCAACAAGUUAGUUAUUUCUUCACGUUUAACUUGAAUUCACUUUUUUACCCUUUUUUUAAAAAAAAAAAGAAGAAACAAAAAAGAUCAGCAGCGAAUAUUACCCUGAGGAAGGGUGCGAUUGCUUGCAUUUUAAUUUUUGUUUUUUAAUAUGGCUGUAAACGUUUCCCUGGUCCGUGAUACAAAAUGGCUGACGUUAGAAGUGUGUCGAGAGUUUCAGAGAGGUACUUGUUCUCGGUCUGAUGCAGAGUGCAAGUUCGCCCAUCCGUCACGGAGUUGCCAUGUGGAAAAUGGUCGAGUUAUUGCCUGCUUUGACUCCCUAAAGGGCCGGUGUACCCGAGAGAACUGCAAAUAUCUCCACCCUCCCCCACACUUAAAAACACAACUUGAAAUAAAUGGACGCAACAACCUGAUCCAGCAGAAGACGGCCGCAGCCAUGUUUGCUCAGCAGAUGCAGUUCAUGCUCCCGGGCGCGCAGCUACAGCCAAUUACAACAUUUCCUGUGACUCCAUCGCUUGCAACAAGCCCCACGAUGGCUUUUAGUCCCUACCUGAGUCAUGUUUCUCCUGGGAUGGGCUUGGUUCCUGCAGAGCUUUUACCAAAUACUCCUGUCCUGGUUUCCGGAAAUCCCACUGUUACAGUACCAGGAGGCUCUGCCGGGCAGAAACUGAUGCGUACGGAUAAACUGGAGGUUUGUCGAGAGUUUCAGCGUGGAAAUUGCACACGUGGUGAGAAUGAUUGCCGCUAUGCUCACCCUAUAGAUAUUGCAAUGAUAGACACAAAUGAAAAUACUGUUACAGUUUGCAUGGAUUACAUCAAAGGUCGAUGCUCUAGGGAGAAAUGCAAGUACUUUCAUCCCCCUGCACACCUGCAAGCCAAAAUCAAGGCAGCUCAACACCAGGUGAACCAGACAGCUGCAGCUGCAAUGGCCCUGCCGCCUGGUGCACUUCAACCUUUACCAAAGAGGCCAGCACUUGAAAAAAACAAUGGUGCCACCACAGUCUUUAACCCAAGCGUUUUCCACUACCAACAGGCUCUAGCCAACAUGCAGUUGCAACAGCCUACAUUCAUCCCCACAGGGUCAGUUCUGUGCAUGACACCCACUGCAAGCGUUGUGCCCAUGAUGCACGGUGCUACGCCCACCACUGUGUCUGCAGCAACAACUCCUGCCACCAGCGUCCCCUUCGCUGCAACAGCUACCGCCAAUCAGAUAUCCCAGUUAUCAGUAGAUGAACUGAGUAGCAGCAUGUUUGUUUCACAGAUGUAGAAGUUCCCGAUAGAACACAGACCAUGUUGAAAUUCUGAACAGUAAAAUUAUGGAGCACCAGGACUUCUUGGUGGGAAGCUGCGCAUGGCCUUUCUGUAUAUAUCCCCUCCUCCCUCUAUCGUUCUCUACCACCUCUACAGUAAGCCUGUUGCAGCCUACAUGUUAACCAAAAACUGAUCAAUGGGAAUGUCAAAAAAAAAGAAAAAAAAAAGCACUAUAGAAACAAUUAACAAACAGCGCUCUGUUAUAUGAGAUAUACAAGUAGGAAAUUAUAAUAGACUUUUAUAACACAUUACUUUAACACACUUAAUCAUUUUAUGACUACCAUCCUGAUAAGUGCAUCUGCACAGCGGACUGUUGGUUUACUGUAUACUAUCGAUGGAUAAAUGUUUGUCUUGUUUUUAAAGUGUUAUCUUACUGUUUUGUUUACAUCAUAGUCUAUUGAUUUGUUUUAAAGUGUACAUCAUUAUCAAGUAUACUCAAUACCAUUUUUUCAUUAUUGUUAUGUCUUAAGUUUUCAUAUACUGUAGGUUUUAUGGGGUUUUGUUUGUUUUUUACUAAAAAUGUUAUUGUGGGAAACAGGAAUUAUGUGCUUGAAAAACAUGACACAGGAAUGUUCUGCCCUUUGCUGGAUUUUGCUGUUAAUGUCAGCUAAAGUUGCUUGUGUUAAAUGUUCCUUUUAUCAUUUAAAAUUUGCCUUCAAAUAGUCUCCAAAUUUUUAGUACAAGUGAUAUGAAAGGACAGCUGUCAUUUUAGUCCAGCUCAGGGUAUUCCUUUCAGUACAGUGAGCUGAUUCUGGAAACUUUUGGAAAAAAAAAAAAAUACGCCACAAAACCCCAGGCUCAGUAAGGGGACAGGGACAAUUUGCUCAGACAGGGGAAAGCAUCAAGGGAUUUCUGCAGCUCUGUUGUCCAUUGAAGUGCAUUCUCAGCUGAACACGGCGCACAAUCUCUCUCGCUGUUCUCAUGGUGCAGUCAAAACAAACAACAGAAAAAAGGUGGUGAUGUGAGACAGCUUCAGUUGGGCAAAACCUCAUUGCAUUGGAGAGGAGCAGAUGCCAUCCUUUAGCUGGAGUGGGCCCAGAGCCACGGCUCAGCCCAGACUGGGCAGUACCAAGCCCUGGGGCUUGUCUCCACCAAGCAUGCUGAAACAUUUCGGCCUGAAAUCUCCUGUGUCUCUUCUUCAGAUUUUGUCAGCAUGCACCAUUUAUUUAAUCACCAUUUUCCAUAAGUGGGUGAUAUUUUUCCUCCGUGAUCUCUGGCCCUUUAAAGCAAACACAGCAGUAACAAAGCAGGAAAAAGCUCGGCAUAAGCUUUCUGCCGUAGAUAAACAUUUGUCUUAAUGGAGCUCCUGUAGGUCAGUGGAUGUAUUUUGGCACCUUCUACUUGAUCAAGAGCAAUGUUUGCUGCACAACAAGGGCUAGUUCUCAAUACCUCCUUUUCAUACGCACGAAUUAAACCAUUUCAGCCCAUGCACCCUGGACGGCCCAGCCUGUCGUUAUGCUGCGUUGCUGAACAAUCUGGCUGCAGAAUGCAUUUUGGUUGAGGAUACCACCAAAUUCAUCCCUGUCAUAGCUCUACAGUAUCAUUGGCAUUAUGGAAGAAAUGGAUUUGCUGCUGUAAAUCCACAAACUCCGUGCAAGGAGAAAGAGAAUUGUCAUUGAAACCAAGCAAGAGGCCAACUCCCAGUGUUUGGAGGGCCACCGACCCUGAGCUCACAGUGAUCCUGUAGAGUGCCAAAUUCUGUCAACCACAUUUUCUCCUCUUUUUCAAAUUCUUUGUCCUGAUUAGAGGUUUUCCUUGCCCCGUCUCCUCCAGUGUGAGCUCAGAUAGUUUGCUAGAUUUGUAUCUCCAUGGGCCACAAGUGAUAGAGGGCCAUUUAGGGUGCACCCUGUGUGCCCCAGAGCAGGCUCUGACCAUCUGCCCGUGAAGACUCAUUCAUAACAUGAACCUUUGAAGAGCCCAGCUCAGAAAGGCCUUGAGCCAGAAGGAAUCUCUCUGUUCACUUCAGCAGACUUUGAACCAAACCCUGAGAGAGGGGGGGGAAAAAACAUGCCCCCAAGACCUCCUUUUGGACCCAUUGUUUUGACAGUCGCUUGUGUCUGUAGAUGUUCCCCAGCCAUCUGCGCACAAGCAGCCUGAAAUCAAUGACUCUCAUUUGUAUUGGCAACCACAUACCUGUUCUUUUCACCACUGAGUUUCUGUUUCCCAAAACCAUAACAUUGUUAGUGGAAAAAGUGGAUUUGAGUACUUCCUGUUUGAAAUUAUUUGUGUAUCAAAAAUGGGUUUUGCACAACCUGUGCCAGUGCCUCAACAAAGAACAGAGCUGAUCUUCUUAAGCCAGAAAGGAUGCAUUCAAGCUUGUAUGGCUUUAUGAGUUCAAGGAGGUUGAAAUUUUUUCAGUGCUAAAUGGAUUUUUGUAUAUCUUGACACUUUGAUGUAACCUCCUGUUUUAUUUAUCGACUUAAACAUCUGGCAUAGAUGUGCAUAGAAUGUAAACCUAGAAUACAGCUGUUUUCAUGUCACAUUUAAAGCACUGAAAAAAAAGCGCGUUUAAGGAUUAUUUUUUAUUAAAGAGGUCCAAUGAGGGAUGUUCAGGGUAGUUAUAUUAGGUGCCACAACAGUUUUUAUAUUGCUGGCAAAUUUAGUGUUAAUUUGUAAAUGAGUUUAAGGAAAGAAAAGCUUGAAGCACUAAACUUCACCAAAUUCAAAACAAUCUCGGCAAAAAUGCCAUUUGAGGUAGCACUAUUUAAACUAGUUGUGCAAUGACUUGCUCUAAUUUUCUUUGUUCAAGAAAGAAAAGAAAAAAAAAACAGUCGCCAGACUAUAAAUUUCCUAAAUAGACUAUUACAAAGUCACAGAGCUAGUUAGUGACUCUAAACAAAUGUCAUAAAAGCAUGAAUAUCAUCCUUUAUUUGACAAGAGAUGUAUGUAAGUUUGUUUAAAUCGAUAUAAUUUUAGUGACAUUUUUAUAAGCUUCCCACUUUCCAUGAACCUAUAUUUUUUAUUUAUCCAAAGUUAUUUCUCUUUGUCCAUUUCUCUCAGCCUUAUGCAAACAAUAUGCAAGAAAUGCUGAAACUUGGAUAAAACGGGUCAUGCAGAGGGAAAAUGAAAGCUGAGAUUGAUCAUUUUCACGAGAAAAGGUUGUUAGUAGUUUCAAUAAAAAGUACUACUACUAAACUGUAACAUAAGCAGACAAUAAAAGAGGGAUUUAAAAUAAAAUGGAUUCAUAAAACUAUUAAGAUUAUUUUUGUUAAAUACAGUGUUUUUAGUAAUUUGGAACAUGAUUUCACAAUCAGCCGUGUUUUUUAGUUGGAAAUUUCUAGCUGAUGAUUUUUGACUGUGUAUUUUUGCAUCGCAAUGUUCUAGAAACCAUUACCUCCCUUGGCCAGCCCGCGCGGGCCCCCUUCCCGAGCACUCCGACGCGCUUCUCCUCCCUGCCAUCCUUCCUCGCUGUCCCGCACCGUGCUCGGAGUGUUCCUGAAGGGCAGCACGGCCGGGCUGGCCGCCCACCGCAGGUAUUCCGGGUUCCCGGGUGGGUCCUCCCGCCGGAGCCGGGACCCCCCGCGGAGGCGGCGCUGGAGUUGGGUGUGUGUCGUGGGCGCAGUGGCCGGAGGAGGAGACGCGUGUGCCGGCGAGAUGUCGAGAUGUCCCCUCCGCCCCGCGGGCCGUGGCUGGCGCGGUAGAGUAGCUCUAGGACACGCGGGUACACAACGAUUGAGAAACUGGAGUCCUCGUUUUGUUUAUCCCUUGUACAUUUCACAGACAUGAAAAUUGAAAAAGGUGAAAUUUAUGAGGAAAAUCUAAUUUCCCAUUCCUGUUGAAUGGAUUUAGUUUGAUAUUGACCUGAUUUUACCAUGUGCCUGUUGAAGGCCUUAGAGUAUAUACUGUAUGUUAAAGACUGUAAUAACUUUAAAAAAAAAAUAGUUGAUAGCCUAAUCCAAAUGUAAAUAGAGCUACAACACAUUGUUACUAGGCUACAACACAUUAAUUCAUGUCAUAUAUUUUCAUUUCUCUAUCAUUAGUUUUUAAGGUUUUCAUUAUUGCUUUUUUUGAUAUCUUUAGUAACUAAUGAAUUUAAUUUUGAAGGAGAGUUAGAGAAAGUUUAAAAUUUUUAAUACAUGUAUUCAGCCCAUUUAGUUAUAUUCUAAACCAACACUGAAGCAUGGUAAGGUAUAGAAUACAGUCCAUAACUAGUUUGUAUAGUUUACAGUUUAAGAACAAAAUUAACUUUGUAUGUAACUCCUACAAUGAUAGAUUCAUUGUUAACUAAUUAUAUUAAGUUGUUGUUGCUAUGGCAACAAAACUACAACAUGGCUACCUUUGUAUACAUUAUUUGUGAAAUUUUCACAUGUAAAUUAAAAGUGAUGUGUAACAGUAUGAGCUUGUUAAAGGUACAGUUCGAUACUGUCAGAUAAAGAUAUGAUUGAAUAUUUUUAAAAUCCCAAAGUCCCAUGUGAACGCUGAAUUUGUGUCUUUAAGGUCACUUUUUCAGUCAAGAAGUUUACAACACAUGGAUUUAGAGUCAGGUUUUAUAGCUUGUAGAAAUUGUUGUGUGGCAAGGGUUAUUCCACAGUAUUUUCACUUCGGAAACAUGGCAGCCUGUAUUUACAACGUAGUGACCGGUCUUGCUUUCAUUUCACAUUCAUUCACACAGUGGAAAUUCAGAAUUAAUCCGUUUCAGUACUGUAGCUUUGCCUGCAAUUUUCUUUUUUUCCAGAAAUUGAGCAGUCACAUGAUUACGUUAUGAUCAGGGCUAAAUAAUUACACAUAUAACUAUUUUAAUACUAAUUUAUAUUAGCAAAAACUGUACAUAAGAAAAAAAAUAUUGUGGAAUGACCCCGUAACAGUGUUGAAGAUACAAAUAUGCUGCAGUUAAACUGAUUCAGUUAGUGUACGAAUGUGUGAGACACACCUUUUUUGCACUUAUGUACAUAGUCCACGAAAGAAAUCCUUGGAACUUAUUUUGAAUAUAAAAAGUCUGUAAUAAUACAGGAAAAGUUUGUAAAAGAGAUAGGUAUUACUAAGGCUUUGAAAAGGAGGAGUUUUUUGCUAUAAAACUUAUCUGAAAGCAUGAUGUUGCUUUGCUGUUGUAAAAGCUUUGUAGUUUGCCAUAGCUUAUUAUACAGCAGACUGAUAACAGGUCAGCUCCAACCUGCAGCACAGAGAAUGGGAAACAGUGUGGAAUUAAUUAGUAAGGUCACUAGCAAAGAUUCAAAUUACUUUUUUUAAUCAGCCUACAUUUUCAAACACACCCCAGGUCAUGUUUCUGAUAGGUUGUGUUCUCGGUGAAUCCUAUUAGGACCGCUAGGUCCAUGGCAGCACACACAUAUUUUUCCUAGCACCUAAUCCUAUUUCUUGCUGGAACUGUUUGUCUGUGGGAGGUGACUGUCACUGUGGCGAGUGUUUUAAAUCCCAGCAGGAAUUUGAGAUGUCACAACUUACCGAUUUCUCUCUUUUAACCUUUUGGUGUGAGGUAUCAAAACGGAAGGGACUGGUGAGCAGUGGAUGGACAGGGAUGGAUUGGGAUUGUCUGGGGCCAGUUCCCUCUGCUGUACAACAGCCGUGGUGUUCCUUUGAGAGGCACACAGCAGUGCUGCCAAUGGCGCUGCUGGGGGCGUUGGGACAGGGAGGUGGAGGCUGAUGGCAGUGUGGCCACGGGAUGCUCCAGGCUGGGGUUAACAAGCCCCUUUGAGUUGCUACCACCCACAGCUGUGGGCCCCCAGCCCAGCCUGCUGAGCAGCCUCGUGUUCCUGUUUGUGUUGGUACUGCCGGGGCUCUGCAGUACCAGGGGAUUUUGAAGAAGCUGAAGCGCCUGUGUUGACCCAUUUAUUUUUGAUUGGAACAAGUUCAGGUUUUUGUUGGAUUUUUUUUUUAUUUUAUUUUUUAUUUUUUGGCAAAACGCAAGUCCCAGUUUUGCUACAGAAGUCGCUGGUUUUGCCACGAGGCUGGUUUUGACUAAAGCAAUGAACUGAGUCCUCCAGAGCAGAACCAGUGGGUGGUGGCACCCGACGUCACUGUCUCCCUUUCCCACCCACCCCAGGGUUGGUGGCUGAGCUGUCACUGCCAAGUGCAAGACCCACUCUUCAGCCAGCACUCCUGGCACCUCGGAGGUUCCUGUCUCCUGGCGAUGCCAACCCUCACUGCACCACGGGGUUGUGUUGGUGAGUGGUUUGUUGAGUCAGAGUUGUGACAUCGUGCAGCCCCGGGGUCUUAAAAACAGGGAAAAAUCGGAUGUUGCCUCUCUUUGUGGUGUUGUGAUAACCUAGAUUUUAAUACAAAAUAAUCAGAUAGUUCUACCCCCAUGUUAUUAAGGCUUCCCUUUGCUGUAAUCAAUUUCUGUAAUCAAGCUCUUUCUCAUUUCUAGGAUCGUGAGAGAAAAAUAUUUUGCACUAUGCGAAAUGAAUCAUAGCUGGUCAGACUUCGUUGGGGUAUGAGCAUGAUCAUGAUAACACUGCUUAAAUCUUUGCUAGUGAUCUUUACUGACAUCCUCUAUCAUCAAAAAUAACUCUAUCUGCCUCUCAAAGGAGAUAUUUAAACAUGCAAAAAUAACACAACUCUUAAAUAAAAUGAAGUUAUUUUUCCAGACACACAACAGAGAGAAUUACCUGACACCGAAUUACAAGGUUCCAGUUCUUUAUUACUGUACACAGAUGCUAUUUGAUAGUGGUGGAAGCCAAAUGAUUUUGUUGCCAUGGCUUUUGUAUCCUAGCAGAUGAGGGGAUGAUAAGACCAUUCUUAGAUUGGAUUAUGGGAUUUUUUUUUUCUUUCGAUUAGCUUUGGUUUUAUUAUAUUUUUAUUUUAGAUCAUGAAAAUGAACCAACUCCCCACCCUUUAUUAUAUCACCUGACAACAGGUCACUAUUUUUUUUUAUAAAUAGAGAAUUGUAUUUUAGGCAAUCACUAAAAUCAAAGAGAGAAUGUUCUCCUAAAUUGUUAAUUUUUAAUUUAAAUAUAUAAAAACAUUUAUACUGUACUGUGUAAAGUAGAUCUUUGAAGCACAUUCUUCUUUUCAUAGGCAUUUCUGGUAAAACAAAGUAAGGGAAACAUUAGAUAUCAAUUUAAUGGUAUAGUUUAGAAAAUAUAUACAAAUGAUUACACUUAGCCCUGUGGAAUUGUAAGAAAUUAAAAUAUCAUUGGAUCCAGACAGGCGUAGGUUAAUGCAAUAUUUCAGUUCCAUAACACAAUAGUUCAUUCCCUCAACUGCUACCAACAGGGUGUACGCUUUGAAUUUAUUUUUCUUUUUGCCACAUUAUAUUGCUGUAGUGCUUGUACGUGCUUUAGAAAUGUGCAUAAUGCUACUCAUUUUAGUAUGUUACUUCUAUAUUGUUAUUGUUUAUUUUUUGAUCUUUUAAUAAAGUGUAUAAAAUUCUUGGUUAUGUUUUUUAUGGAUCCAUAUCUACACAUUAAUAGGAGUUUACUUUAAAAACUUUUCAAGUUCCAGUUUAUUAGUCCCAAACUUCAAAGAUUCUGAUGUAAAAAUAAUAACUAAUGAAUUUGAUUCAAUGUUGUAUCUAAAGUGUAGAUCAACAGAAUAAAUUUCUUUCCAGAAAAUACCUUCAGUAUUUUGAAUUCUGUAGCCAGUGCCUCCUUUUUACCGGAUGCAUUCGGCCUAUCAUAUUAAAGUUACUAACACAAGACAGACAUUUGUAUUUUAGAAAAAUAAAAAGUAAAACUUUCCA
This is a messenger RNA of Pseudopipra pipra, 9855 nucleotides long. It is a transcript of the gene MBNL3, whose product is annotated as muscleblind like splicing regulator 3. Gene Ontology annotation, molecular function: metal ion binding; RNA binding. Gene Ontology annotation, cellular component: nucleus. The transcript is spliced from 10 exons. The record is from RefSeq and is a predicted model, not a curated record. Gene Ontology annotation, biological process: regulation of RNA splicing. Bases 1060 to 2175 code for a protein of 371 amino acids. Lineage: Eukaryota; Metazoa; Chordata; Aves; Passeriformes; Pipridae.